Molecule: messenger RNA, 2216 nt
Organism: Hemicordylus capensis (graceful crag lizard)
Lineage: Eukaryota; Metazoa; Chordata; Lepidosauria; Squamata; Cordylidae
Product: oxidative stress-responsive serine-rich protein 1-like
Exons: 4
Coding region: 128-1150 (340 amino acids)
Biological process (GO): cellular response to hydrogen peroxide
Source: RefSeq, a predicted model, not a curated record
UUACGUAAAGGAGGGAAGGUAAGGCGGCGCUUAGACCACGCUGCGCGUGCGCAGAGAUAAGCGCUAUUCUCCCUCCGCCAGGACUUCGCUUGAAUUGUGGAGGACUCUCUGGUUUCCUUAAAGGCCGAUGCUUUUACAUCCGGGGUCCUCGUUGCCUGCCACUCACUCUCACUCUCUCACUCAGCCUUCACAAAACCCAGGGGCGCUCACCGCAGGGAACGCGAAGGACUCGGCGGACUUUCCCCCGUCUGUCCUGCAGAGAAAAAGAGCAGUGGAUUGUUCCCCAACAAUGCUGGAGAUCGAGGAGAAUCUCCAAGCAGCUUUCAAAAAGCUAAGAGUUGAUGCAGAAAGAUCCACUGCUUUGCUUCCUGUGAAUGAGGCGACAUCUCCAAGGGCUCUUGUUAGAACUACAGAAGAAACAAAAGUGAAGAAUGUGUGUGCAAAUAAAGAGAGCUGGCACUGGUGUGUAAAGAAACCUUUGCGAGGAAUAGUGAGAACCCAGCGUCACCGCCAGUCAAAGUCUCCAAUACUCCACCCUCCUAAAUUCAUCCACUGCAGUCCCCAAACGUCUUCUGGCAGCCCGCCCAUGCAUAAGAGCCCGAGUGACACUUCUGAAAGCAGCCCUGGUCUGGAUGUGGUCGCCCCGAAGGAGUCCGCAAAGAAUGACCAGGCCAGUCACCCUCUUGGCAAUGCUGAUCAAAAGCAAGCCAGUGCUGAGCAUUCUGGGGUGUCUACUGUUGAAAUAUCCAACAAACAACCCCCCAACAGGCCUGCUGAUGUCUGUCUUCCCACAGCAAUUCUAAAGGCCACAGGUUUUUCUGACUUCCAUUCUGUGUCUGAGCAAAAUAUAGGGAAUCUGUGUAUGUGCACAGAUGAGGCCUGCCAAUGUAAGCAAUGGCAGGACAUGAAACGAUACAUGUUUUCUGGCCUGCAACACUCUCGCCAAUCAGCAUCUGAAAGACCAGCACAUGUGCAAGAGAGCACCCAAUCUUUCCCAUUAAGAACUUCUUCCAGCUCUCUCAAGUCUUGCUCUGAGCAAGCCAGGGCUUAUGUGGAUGAUGUGACUAUGGAAGACCUUUCAGGGUACAUGGAGUGUUUCUUGUAUAUCCCUAAGAAAAUGUCCCACAUGGCAGAAAUGAUGUACACUUGACAACAGUGGGCUCUAGUGAGAAAAGGACUUUGGUUUCUGCCCUUGGUCACACUCCAUCUCAUAAGCAGCUGCUCCCUGUGCUUGUAAUAAAGGCACUUUGCAUCACAACCAACAUGUUCUUUACACUUGUUAGUUAACCCCACCUCUGAAACCAGGUGCCUGCAGAUGCAGUCAACAAGAUCAGGGAAUAAUGCUGUCUUGUAUAGGCCAAUAAAUGGGUAGUUCAGAUAACUGACGAACAUCAAGAUUGGACAGUUGUGAUUCUGCAAAUCUGUUCAGAUGGAAUACGAAUGUUUGACUUUUGAGACCUAAUGCAGCAUCUUGUCUACCUGUGAUAACUUUUGCAGUGAUGGCUUACAACUUCUGUACAGAUCCAUGAGUUAUUGUAACCAAUGGGGGGAAACAAACAGUUCCAAUGUUUUGUUAUCUUGUCUCUUUUCUUGAUAUCUGGGUCUUCUCCAGAUGCCUGAUUUAGUUUUGGGAAGUACAGUGUUUAUCAGCUAAAUGAGGACUUGAAGUGUAAAUUUUCUUCCUUAACUGGAGGAAAAUGUAUUUCUUACUUUUACAGAAGAUUAUUCUGUAGGAUUCUAGCAAUAACUAAUGGGGAAUCUAAACUUUGAUUAAGUAAUGCAAGAUAUGGACAGAUGUAUGAAUAAGACAGUCUGGCCUCUAGAUGUCAGCCGUGCUCCAUAUCCAUGAUGAAAUGCAACCUUUGCCAGGGGUUAUACUUGUGCAUAAACUAAGCUUCUUGCAGCAUCUACCUGAAAUGAAAGCUAAAUGGCUUUCCUAUAAUAUUUGCAGCUUCUUGCAGCAUCUACCUGAAAUGAAAGCUAAAUGGCUUUCCUAUAAUAUUUGCAGCAAGGAAGUGGGUCUUUAUAUACAGCCCUUUAUGUUUACAGCUACAAAGAUAAAGUCUGUCAAAUGUUUAUACUUUGUGCUAGAGACAGUUGGCAUAAUAUGUAAAUGAGAUGUGGUCUGUUUUUAAAAGGCAAUAAUACAUCUGUUUGAAUUUCUAGACUAAUAAAAAGUUGUGCUGCCUCAGGGUAGCAUAAAACAUGCUUGGGAA